AUGCUAUUACAUUGGUCUGUGCUAGAACCGUCGGGCACCUCGAAAUUAUCGGCAAUACGGUUCUCCUCCCCGGUCUGCGUGAAAUCUAUCCGUUUAUUUCCCACUGGCGCCCAGCCUUUUGCAGCAAACCCCGAUAUAGUCGCUCGAACCGAGCCUGAGGCGUUUCGCUUGAACAUCUUCUUCAAUGCUGUCCCAAUAUCGACCAAUGCGAAGCAGAAACCAAAAGCCACCAAUGCUCUCAUUCCAACGACGCUGGCAUACACCGGCACGCCGACCAGCUUCGACAUAGAGAUGGGUCAUGAGUAUGCUACCAGACUUAUGAUACUCAGUGGGGAUUUUCAUUCCAUAACAAUCGCCGUAUACGGCGAGAUCGCAUCCGAACUGUCAAACUUCCCUACGACCUACGAACCGCGGACUCUGCCAAUGCCGGACGCAUUGCCCUUGCAUCCCGCUCUGGAUCCCUCUAAUUCCACGGUGCCGACAAAUGUGGCUCGCAAGUUGUUGGCACCCCUACCGGAUAUCCCCCUUGAACUUGUCAUUCAAAUCAUGUUCAGCCUGAAGCCGCCCAAGGAAGAUUGGGAUCUCGUAGAAUUCCCUCAUCUAUAUGCUGACCUAGCAGGACUGGUCGAUAAGGACCUUGAAACGGCUUUGCGGAUCACGUCAAGACCGCUGCCGAGUGGCACGCCCUCUGAGGACAUCUCAGACUUCGCCGAUAACAUCACGCGAUCUCUAACGUACAAGGACCCGGAGGAACCACACAUGAUCGUAGGAAUAUUGCGACAUAGUGCAUCUCAAGAACCGGCAUUGGCGAAGGCUCUGUUGUCAAAAUUGGACCUGGCACGGUUGCUCGAUGCAAACGCCCUCUUCAAUCAGUACACGCUUGGGCGUCUCUUGGAGGCAGCUGCGAACCCAUGUAUUGCUACCCGUCUGAACAGCCCUUGGUUUCUGGAAGUGUUGUCAACUAUCGAGAGCAGCUCAACCCCGGGCUCUCCACGGAUAGCCGCUAUACAGAAUAUACGGGCUCGUUUACAAGGGUGGCAUAUCCUCGAAGACGCGCUCUCGAACACACAAGGAGACUUUGCGCAGGCCCUGCGAAUGUUAUGGGACAUUGGAUGUGACGAGCAGUCUUUGGGGAUCUGGUUAUUGUCAAUGGCCACCAACGAAGACAUUCAAUACCGCUUAUGGGAGAACCCUGUGCUUCCUUUGCAACACGCGUUUCCACCUUCGCUGCUUAUUAGCCAGACAUCUCGCAUCUCACAUGACGAAUUCAUCCGAUAUGUGAGAGCAUAUAUUGGAGUAGCGUGUGUCAUCGUCGUGUUCGCCUGGGCAGAUACCUGGUCGGACCAACACUGUCUAGAAAGGACUCUGGCCAUUAUCCAGAUGUGGCAAGGUACCGCAGGUUAUAAGGAGAUUGUCAACCAUCUCUUGCGCUUGCCCCAGGUCAUUUUCAGGAUGGAAUGUAUGAUAGGCGAUAACACAGCCGACGCUGCACCUUCCCCGUCAGCGAUCCGCGCGGAAAACAUCGUCUUUCGUCUGGCUGAAGAUCCGCGCUCGUUCCUAUCUCCAGACGUCGUGCGAUGUCUCUUCGUUCUCAAAGCACCGAAAGCGCCGCUGCUGCGCAUAUCCGAAGACGAAGUUUGUCAGUUGCAGGAGCAUGCGAUGAUGGCCGAAAAGGGCGUCAUGGGAGCAGUGGCUGGGAUGCAAAGAUUCUCGCAGGAGCCCGUGGAUUCUCGCAGUAUCUGCAUGCUCCGAAUCGCGCUCGCUAUCGUUGAGCAAGCAAUCUGCGGAGACACAUACGGUGGCUGGCACGUCCUUGAAUCCCUGUGGGGCACGGGAUCCCAGGGCCUCUUGUCACAUCUUGCGGAUGCUCUGGCGGCAGCUAGUCACCAUGUUAACGAACAAUUCUCCAUCGUCUUCCAACAGCAGGUCACAACAGACGACAUCGGCCAGUGCUUUCUCGUCGUCAAAGAUAUGCUCUCCCUCUUGAUACGUCUCAUGCCGACAUUUCCCAUGCCAGCGCGCGCGGUCCGCUCCCUCGCCUGCCAUGUAGCGGACGUCUUCCGCUGUACAGAUGCCGCAGACAUGCUCUAUUCGCAGGCCAGCGAUGCUUGCAUAGCCGCUCAGACAACACGUCAAACAUGCAUCGAUUUCACCCGCGAACUUGCUCACGUACCCACCGAUUUGAGCCUGGAACACACCUCGUGCGAGACGGUCUUGCGUUCUCUGUUGAAACAUGGUUUAGAACCGGCGGGACAUGAUCCUGCGUACCAUCUCCUGCAAGUAUUUUCGCUGAUCGAUCACUUGCUCCCUGCCGACGAGAGUAUGGAUGACGAAAGGGAGUUAUGGACUCGCGCUGUCCUCCCUAAUGUUCUGCAAGAUCUGGCAGCCUUUUUCCGAGCACUUGACACGGAAAAUAAAGUGCACAUGGUGAAGCGAUUGGUCAACCUGGACGGAGGUAUCGUCGGCAUAAGCGAGUGGCUGGUGAUAGAAGAAACACGUCAACUGUCCAAUAGAUUGCGAUCUCUGGAAUCGAUUGGAACCUCCGCACCGUUAUUGACUCUCUGGCAAUAUGAGGCCACCUUGAUGCUUCGAUUUUUGUCGGACUUGAUGUCCUCGUCAUCUACUGCCUCGGGAUGGUGCGUUUCGACUUUCAGCACGGUAUUGGACGCCGGCGAUGCAUUAGCCGAACCUCUGAUCUACCUCGCGGAUCGGCACCUGGUAUCGACACACGCACGCGACAUGGUUAAUGCUUUUGGGAAGAUCCGGGACAUCAACAGCGGUUUGCUGUGCAUAGCAUUAGCGAUCUCGCUGUUACGCAUGGUGGGCGUUAAUGAAGACGAGGAUUUCAACCAAUCCCAUGCGCGGUUCUUUGAACAGGCAAUCACACGGCUCGAAUCCUUGAAUUUCGACGGGCAAAUCCCCCACUUCGACUUAAUCCAGCGUGAAUUGGGUGCUGCCUUGUCGUUCUUGAGCAAACUAUCUAUCGAUCAACUAUCAGAGGAUAUCGCACAAUCUACCUUCCGAUUAUACUCGUGGAUGAUCCAUCGGUCGGGAUCAUCAUGUCCCCUGCCCGUGCAAUCCAAGGAUGCGUAUGUGAAGAUGGUCGACAUUGUUACACAGUCUUUACCUCUGGAACAAGCCCGUGCAUUCGUUGCGUUCCGCGAAAAAGUAGCAGCAGAGGAAUUGAAAACGGUUGGUGACCCCGACGUCAGCUUACCCGCCGCAAUCGAGAUACCCCUGCAUGAACUUGCCAGUCUCAUCCAUUCGGAUAGCGCCUUCACUCCGUCUACACCGACCCAGAAACCGAUGAUGCACAUCGAGGAUGCGUUCGGUGUCACUGUCUCACCACCGACAUCUCUCCUCCGAUCGCCUGCCAUAUCAAAGACGAAGACAUACGUAGGGGACGACUUCCGCUCGAGCAGAUCAGGUCCGUCGGGACGGCAGAACACCAGCAGACUUCCCAGUACACAUGUCGACGCGUUCGAACUAGCCUCUUCUCCACCUCUUACUGCUGCAUCCGGCCCGAUACCAGUGACAGUUUGCCCUGGUGACUUGUUUGUAGGUUUGGCUCCUGCGUUCGAUCAAUGA
This is a messenger RNA of Punctularia strigosozonata HHB-11173 SS5, 3588 nucleotides long. RefSeq lists its product as uncharacterized. The transcript has 8 exons. Gene Ontology annotation, molecular function: RNA binding. The record is from RefSeq and is a predicted model, not a curated record. Gene Ontology annotation, cellular component: RNA N6-methyladenosine methyltransferase complex. Lineage: Eukaryota; Fungi; Basidiomycota; Agaricomycetes; Corticiales; Punctulariaceae. The coding region runs from base 1 to 3588 and encodes 1195 amino acids.